Molecule: messenger RNA, 4434 nt
Organism: Hemicordylus capensis (graceful crag lizard)
Lineage: Eukaryota; Metazoa; Chordata; Lepidosauria; Squamata; Cordylidae
Gene: KDM4C
Product: lysine demethylase 4C
Exons: 22
Coding region: 253-3417 (1054 amino acids)
Biological process (GO): chromatin remodeling
Cellular component (GO): nucleus
Molecular function (GO): histone H3K36 demethylase activity; histone H3K9 demethylase activity
Source: RefSeq, a predicted model, not a curated record
UUCCCCAAAGCUCUCGGGGUGGUGGUGGGGGGGACUCUUCGCUGAAUGGUGUGCGCGUGCGCAGGCUCAUAGCUGUCAUCCUCAUACGGAACAACAAGUCCCACCAAGCGAGGGGGGCGCAAGUAGUUACGGUCGCGGCCAGAAGCGCCUGACGAAGUGCGGCGGUCCUGACACGCAGCGCCCUCGGCUUGUGUCCUCAGGCUCCGGCGCUGCCAACCUCCUCUCGUCCAGCAGGUGUAGCAUUGAGCAGCCAUGGCUGCUCAAUCAUUGGACCCUCCUUCAAACCCAAGCUGUAAAAUAAUGACUUUUCGGCCUUCCGUGGAUGAAUUCAGAGAGUUUAACAAGUACUUGGCUUACAUGGAAUCAAAAGGUGCUCAUCGUGCUGGACUGGCAAAGGUGAUUCCUCCUAAGGAGUGGAAGCCAAGGAAACGUUACGAUGACAUUGAUGAUCUGAUGAUUCCAGCUCCAAUUCAACAGAUGGUUACUGGUCAGUCAGGGCUGUUCACUCAAUACAACAUUCAGAAAAAACCAAUGACUGUGAAGGAGUUUAGGCAACUUGCCAACAGUGACAAAUAUUGUACCCCAAGAUAUAUUGACUAUGAAGAUCUGGAGCGUAAAUACUGGAAAAAUUUAACUUUUGUGGCACCAAUCUAUGGGGCAGAUAUUAAUGGAAGCAUAUAUGAUGAAAAUAUUGCUGAAUGGAAUAUUGCUCAUCUCAAUACCAUACUAGAUGUUAUAGAAGAAGACUGUGGAAUCUCAAUUGAGGGUGUUAACACUCCAUAUCUGUAUUUUGGCAUGUGGAAAACAACAUUUGCAUGGCACACUGAAGAUAUGGAUCUCUACAGUAUUAAUUAUCUACACUUUGGAGAGCCAAAAUCAUGGUAUGCUAUCCCUCCAGAACAUGGAAAGCGACUUGAACGACUAGCUCAAGGAUUCUUCCCAAGCAGCUCUCAAGGAUGUGAUGCUUUUCUGCGCCAUAAGAUGACAUUAAUUUCUCCCUCAAUAUUGAAAAAAUAUGGAAUUCCAUUUAACAAAAUCACACAGGAGGCAGGAGAAUUUAUGAUCACUUUCCCAUAUGGCUACCAUGCAGGAUUUAACCAUGGGUUCAACUGUGCAGAGUCAACAAACUUUGCAACCAUCAGAUGGAUUGAUUAUGGAAAAGUAUCUAAAUUGUGUACCUGCAGGAAAGACAUGGUAACUAUAUCAAUGGAUGUCUUUGUGAGGAAAUUUCAGCCAGACAGAUACCAACUGUGGAAACAAGGGAAAGAUUUAUACACUAUUGAUCAUACAAAGCCCACCCCUGAAACGACACCUGAGGUAAAGGCCUGGUUGCAGAGAAGAAGAAAAACAAAGAGAUCUUCCAGGUGCUUCCAGCACACCCGAUCCCGAUCAAAAAAGCUUAAAACUCCAGAGGACAAGAAGGUAUCAACCAUAGUGUUUGGUACAGAAAUCACAGCCACUGAAGCAGCUACGGAUAACUUCAAGGUCAAUGAAAAGUCAUCAGAAAUAGUAAAGCCAGGAGACAUAGGAGUGCCUUCUGGGGAAGAACAAGACAUAAGCAGGAUGCAGAUAAAUCAGAAUUUACUGGAUAACAAAACGGUCUCAGGUCACAAGUUGUCAAAUUCACUUCUUCGCCAUGGUCCUGUAAUGAAAAAAAAGGGAACUGAAGAUGAAGAGAAAGAAGACUCUGGUUUUGUUCACUUUUGUCCAGAAGAAUCUGCAGUGGCCUUGCUUUCAUCUACUAGUUGCAACCUGGAAGGAGAUGUAAAAUCUUCAUCUACUUCAAGGCGGGCUCUCAAGUAUGCUUCUUCAGAAGCUGAGAGCUUGGAGAAAGAAGAAACUAGCAGCGUGUCGACAGAAGAGGAUAUCAGUGAUCUUGAGAGCAGUGAAAAUGGCUUGGAACCAGGAGAAAUAUCGCUAAUAACUGAAGGAGAGAGAAUGAAAACAUCUAAAAGCUGGCGUCAUCCACUCAGUAAACCUCCUGCUAGAUCUCCUAUGACUCUGGUUAAACAGCAGGUCACGAGUGAUGAAGAACUGCCUGAGGCUCUUUUAAUCGAAGAGGAAAUACAAGAAACAGAGUCCUGGGCCAAGCCUCUUGUUUACCUUUGGCAGACUAGAGCACCAAAUUUUACUGCAGAAAAAGAGUACAACGCAGCUGUUGCCAGAUUGGAACCCUGUUGUGCCAUAUGCACACUUCUCAAGCCUUACUACAAGGCUGACAAACCUAAUGAAGAAAGCUAUACUUGCUCAGAAGCAGAACAAAGAGAAAUAUUUGUUGCCAGAGAAAAGACAAAACCACUUAUUCCAGAGAUAUGUUUUAUUUAUAGUGAGGAGAACACAGAAAACUAUCCGUCCAAUGGCUUUAUUGAAGAAGAUGGAACAAGCCUUCUGAUUUCCUGUGCAAAAUGUUGUGUACGGGUUCAUGCAAGUUGCUAUGGUGUUCCUUCACAUGAAAUCUAUGAUGGAUGGCUAUGUUCUCGAUGCAAAAGAGAAGCUUGGACAGCUGAAUGUUGUCUUUGUAAUUUGAGAGGUGGAGCACUCAAGCAAACCACUGACAAAAAGUGGGCUCAUGUUAUGUGUGCCAUUGCUAUUCCCGAAGUCAGAUUCGUUAACGUCACAGAAAGGACACCAAUAGACACAACCAGAAUACCUUUGCAGAGGUUAAAACUGAAAUGUGUCUUCUGCCGACAGAGAAUUAAGAAAAUAUCUGGUGCCUGCAUCCAGUGUUCUUAUGGACGUUGUCCAGCUUCUUUCCAUGUUACAUGUGCUCAUGCUGCAGGAGUAUUGAUGGAACCAGAUGACUGGCCUUAUGUUGUCUAUGUCACAUGUUUCAGACACAAAGUGAAUCAAAAUGUGAGAACCAAAGCCUUUGAAAAAGCAAUCUCAGUCGGGCAAACCGUCAUAGCAAAACACAGGAACACACGAUACUAUAGCUGCAGAGUAAUAGAAGUUACAUCUCAACUUUUCUAUGAAGUCAUGUUUGAUGAUGGAUCCUUCAGCCGGGAUACCUUUCCUGAAGACAUUGUGAGCAGAGAUUGCCUGAAGCUGGGCCCACCUGCAGAGGGAGAGGUUGUUCAAGUGAAGUGGCCAGAUGGAAAACUUUAUGGUGCAAAAUAUUUAGGAACCAACGUAGCUUAUAUGUACCAGGUAGAGUUUGAAGAUGGCUCUCAGAUAGCAACGAAGAGAGAAGAAAUCUACACCCUUGAUGAGGAGCUGCCCAAGAGAGUGAGAGCUCGAUUUUCUACAGCUUCUGAUAUGCGGUUUGAAGACACCUUCUAUGGAGCUGAUAUUAUCCAGGGAGAAAAGAAAAGGCAGAGGGUACUGAGUUCCAGAUUUAAGAAUGAAUAUGUGGAUGACCCUGGAUAUCGCAGCUUCCUGAAAACCUCAUUCCAGAAGAAGUGCCAGAAGAGACUAUGAAGGAAGAAAUGCUCGUGCUUACCUCCUCCCUUUUUCUUUGUGUGUGCAGGGGAUUAAAUGUAUUAAGUGUGAGGUGAAGGAAAAAUGGAAGUAAUCAUUAUUUUGAAGAACUAUCUUUUCAAAACAAGGCUUGUAGCUUGUGGUUAGCAUACUUCUUGAGGUAUGCCAAGAGUCAGACCCUUAGAGCCUUUGUUAACUUCAGGUCCCGAAUUUGAGGUUAAAAAUUUAAAGGGUCUGAUUUGCAUCCAAGAUUAGUCAGUGUCAUGUUGGGAAUGAGAUGCCCUGUCAAAUAAUGUGCAUAAGAACCCACAUAAGCAUAUAUCAGUGAAUACCUAGUCUUGUCAGCACAUCAAUCACAGGUAAAAUCUACAGUCUCACAACAGCUAUGAGUGAAGAACCAGGCCAAGGGAUAGUACAGUAGUAGUUAUACCUACCUAGAUGGAGAUUUGUCCAAAGGCUAGGAAUCUCAGUGACAGAAGGUUGUCAGCAGAUAGGAAAUAGAGUUAUGCCCUUUUGCUAUGAGACAUUUGGUGUUUUUAUUAAUGGUUUUUAAAAAAGCUUUUCUAAAACAAAUGCAAAUAUAAACAGCACUGAUCUCUCCAAAUACUGUAUGGUCAUUAAUGUGUACAGUACUCUUCACAUUGUUUAUGCUUUCAUUGCUUUCAGUUACUUCCGGGACAAGACUCAGCUGUUGAAAUGAGAUGGGGUAGGGUGGUGGGUGAGGACGUGUUGUUUCUAAAGGAGGAAGUCUUCAGAAAAAGGGGUAUAUUUAAAGAGAGAGAUUUUUUUGGCAUCUAUUUUUAAAUAUUUUUUUCAUGAUACUCUUGGGGGAAAACAGCAAUUUGUACAAUAAAUUGUCUUUCAUUGUGUUUGUAAAAUUAGAGUUUACAUAUCUUUGCUUGGCAGGCUAGUUUUGAACGAAUGUAAUAUAGUAAUAUAAUAUGGUCUUCCCUUUUGAAAUGAUAGUCUGCAAAAUGUAGUAGUGUUUGAAAUAAAUAAUGUCCCUUUGCUUACUAA